UAGUGCUAGAGAGAGCCACAACUUGCUGCUGGCAAUGGCAUCCGCCGCUUGCAACGAGUCUCCUAGCCCGUCCAUGGGGUCAAAUGCUCCGGCAGGGGCCACUGAUGAUGAGGCCAAAGCAUUGGCAGCCAAAUGCCGAUGCGAAUGCCAGCCGCCGCCAAGGGAUCUGCGGAACAAGGAAGAAGAAGAUGCUAGGACGGGGUUGGUGGCCAUUGAGUGGAUCAUGCACCCACGGCUGCUAGCAGCGGCAUCCAAUGGUAAAUGGGGAGAACUAAAUUUCCUUCUCAACAGGGAAGAUGCGCAAGCCCAAGAUAGCUCGAUGCAUGACCAGCUAGAGGAAUGUAGCUUCACCGACCUGGCCCCCCAGGGAGCUAAUAUUGAUGUCGAAGAAGGCUCCCACCUGCCAGCACCACCACUGCCGUCGGCAGCGUCGAUGCUGGACGGCGUCACCUUCUUGGAGAAAGACUCUCUGUUACAUGUGGUGGCUGCCAAUGGGGAUGGCGACAACUUCUUGAAGUGUGCCAAGGUCAUCUACAGCAAAGCCAAGCACCUGCUGCUUGAGCAAAAUAGAAUGGGUGACACGCCCUUGCAUUGUGCUGCCAGGGGUGGGAAUUCCAACAUGGUCUCGCUGCUUAUUCAGCUAGCAAGAGGUGACAACGCAGUUGAGAGGUUACUUCGGAUGGAGAAUGACAAGAAGGAGACGGCUUUGCAUGAGGCCGUCCGUAUUUGUGAUAAUCCUCUCGUGAAGGUGCUACUGAAGGCCGACUCCAAAUUGGCUACGUUUCCUAAACAAGGCACAUCGCCGCUAUACUUGGCUGUCCUGCUUGAGCAGGACGCCAUUGCUCAAACACUGCAUGAUAUGAGCGAAGAUAACAAUAUCUCCUACUCUGGACCAAGUGGGCAAAAUGCCUUGCACGCUGCGGUUCUUCGACGUCCAGGUCUUGCGACGAAGCUGUUGGAAUGGAACAACUCUCUCACCACGAAAAAGGAUGAAAACGGGAGCACUCCUCUCCACUUUGUCAUACUCGGAGAAAGGAGCAUUCCUUUCCAGUUUUUCAGAGAAAGACCGAGAAGGAGACGGCUGGUUAAAGAAUUAUUCCAAGCUAACCGAGGUGCACUUUUCGUGCCGAACGUCAACGGAUUAUUCCCCAUCCAUGUUGCUGCCUCCGUAGACGAUGAAGCGUCCAUCACCAUGUUUGUUGACAAGUGUCCCAGGUGCGCUGGUUUGAGGGACAUCACGGGAAGGACAUUCCUGCAUGUCGCUGUUGAGAAAAGGAGUGACAGGGUACUCAAAUACGCUUUGCAAACUAAGUCGCUAGCUUGGAUUUUGAACAUCCAAGACCAUGGAGGCAAUACUGCACUGCACCUGGCUGUCCAGGCUGAGGAUCUUUUCAUCUUCCUCCGUCUGUUUGAGAAUCCGCGAGUACACUUGAGUUUGACAAAUGCCCAAGGGCAAACUCCUCUGGACAUAGCCGACACCAAGGUUCCCACAGGUCUGUUGUAUUUUCAGAACCCCGAAGUACAGAUAUUGCAGGCACUCCGUAUUUUUGGCGGUACUCAUGGUGCUUCUUGCUUGCAUCAUCACCUUGGGAAAAACUAUGAAGGCAUUCAUCAAGGACCAAAAAUCGUCUGCGAGAAGGAGGAGUUGGAGAAUAUAAAAGAGACAACCGAAAGUCUAUGUAUUGGCUCAGUUCUAAUAGCGACUGUGGCGUUCGGCGCAGCUUUUGCCCUGCCUGGGGGCUACAGACAAGAUGAUGGGACGCCGACCCUUGCUGGGAGGUAUACUUUUCAUGCAUUCGUGAUGGCCAACACAUUUGCCUUCGUUUUCUCCGCGAUGGCUACUGUUGGUCUCAUGUAUUCUGGUUCUCCUGUCUUCAACACAAGGAUCCGCAAAUGGCAUUCGACCCAUGCGUAUUUACUCAUGGAGAUUUCAGUCACAUGCUUGGUUGCUGCCUUCGCUCUUGCUGGGUUUUUGGUGCUGGGUUCAGUUGCUCAUAAGACAGCCCUUGCGAUUUGCUUCAUCAGCCCCUCUGUAGUGCUAUACAACAAUGCAGGAACUUUGUGGAACGUUAUUCGUCUUGCAACCUCAGUUUAUAAGAGAAACGGCCUCCACCAUUUGUCAUUCCUAGUUCACGCAGGUAUGGGGGUGGGGUACACUCCGUUCCUCGCACUUCUGCCUAUCCCGUUCAUUUUUGUUUGGGCCGCAUAUGGAAGGGACCAUUCUAUUUCACCGGCACCAGGUCCAGCGCACUGAGUCCAAAGACGCGGCUAGCUAAAAUCUGGUGAUGGUGAUUGCGAAGAUGGAACAGUAUCUGCACUGAGCAAGCAUUAUUUGUUCUCGCGCUCUGCCUACCUGGGAUUUAUUGUACUACACUCUGCAUUACGGUUCUUCAGCAACUUGUUACAAUUUGACGUGUAUUCUGUUGUGUUAAUAAUUACAUCUUUGUCAUUCGAGCAUUAUAUUGCUGAGCUCAUAAUAAUGCAAACAUAUUUAUCGAA
Messenger RNA from Setaria italica (foxtail millet), 2499 nucleotides. Its product is annotated as ankyrin repeat-containing protein At2g01680-like. Bases 35 to 2254 code for a protein of 739 amino acids. The transcript has 3 exons. The record is from RefSeq and is a predicted model, not a curated record. NCBI's taxonomy places the organism in Eukaryota, Viridiplantae, Streptophyta, Magnoliopsida, Poales, Poaceae. Gene Ontology annotation, cellular component: plasma membrane. Gene Ontology annotation, molecular function: protein phosphatase regulator activity; protein phosphatase 1 binding.